GCCAUUCGUAGAGUUUGUGAGAUCCACCUUCAUCAAAAAACGGAAAAAUGGUACUGAUUGCAUUGUUAGACGUUUAAGAAAUGAAGUGGACAACGAAGACGUCAUAACCAAGCAUUUAAUGGAUAUAACAAUCACAGGGAAUUUUAUUCACAGGAAAGCAAAUAAAACCACAUUGCAAUACAGGUGUGAAAGAUGUAAUAAACCAAGAGGAAAAAAAACAGGUCCUUUGAAUACCAGGGCAAAUAAUUGUCAGGCAUAUGUGUCAUUCCAGUAUGUUAUGUUAAUAUUUUUGACCCAUUUGAGUAAAAAAGCAGUAAUAAUUCGGCAACAACUAAAACACAAUGGACACAGUUUACAGAUAAAAGAGGAAAAACACCAAUCACGCCCAGAUCACAGCUUACUGCUUUAUAUAGAUGCUUUACUUGAUCAGGGGAAAAAACCCAUGGAAAUAUUGUGCAAAGCAUGGAAAUGGGCUAGAGAUCAAGGGCAUUUUGAUGUGCACGAUAGAAGAUACUAUCUGACACCAGUUGACAUUAAGAAUAUAUGUCAACGUUACAAAAUGGAUAAAAGAAUUCACCAGAAUGAUGCUGUAGCUGUACACGAGCUAUGCACACAAAUACUGAAGGAAGAGAUAAUUUUCUACCAAGAAUUGAAAGAGGGAGUACAGCCAUUAGUAAUUAUUUACCAGAAUGAAGCACAAAGAAAAAGAAUGGUGAAACUAGCAGAAAAUGUGGUGUUUUUAGAUGCUACAUAUAAAGGAUUAACUGCCUAUGGUUAUUCAUUCUAUGCUCUUGUUGCAAGAGAUGAACAGCAAGGCCGAGGGACUCCUCUUUCGUACUGUAUCUCGUCAGAUGAUACUGGUGAAGUUGUCAAAAUAUUUCUGAGAUCUCUGAAGACUACGGCUGAAAAUCAUGGAUUUGAUUUCCGUCCAAGUAUUAUAGAAUAA
Molecule: messenger RNA, 946 nt
Organism: Mytilus californianus (California mussel)
Lineage: Eukaryota; Metazoa; Mollusca; Bivalvia; Mytilida; Mytilidae
Exons: 9
Coding region: 119-946 (275 amino acids)
Source: RefSeq, a predicted model, not a curated record